Molecule: messenger RNA, 1324 nt
Organism: Rhincodon typus (whale shark)
Lineage: Eukaryota; Metazoa; Chordata; Chondrichthyes; Orectolobiformes; Rhincodontidae
Gene: lamp3
Product: lysosome-associated membrane glycoprotein 3
Exons: 6
Coding region: 94-921 (275 amino acids)
Cellular component (GO): membrane
Source: RefSeq, a predicted model, not a curated record
CACUUCCUACCUGUAUCAACUUUGUCCCGUGACUUAAGGCUUUAUUGCUACGCAAGUGGCUUUUCAACAAACAGAUCUGAUUUGUGUCUAAACAUGAAACGUUCGGGGUUGGUCAUUGGUUCGGUUAUUUUAUGCUUGUGUGCAAGUUAUGCUGCUUUGGAAGAAGGUGCAGCAUUACCAGAGAUGUUGAAUACAGUGACCAGUAUAGUUAAACAUAAUACAACUAUCUCUCAUCCUACUGCAUGGACCAUGCACGUCACCAACACAACUGCACAGACUCUCUCAACUACCCAUGUGUUGACAACUGUGCCCCCAACUUUGACACCCAGUUUUUCACUGCCUGAAACUGGACAGUAUAAUGUUUCUAUCAAGAAUGUUAUUUGCAUCAAGGCAAGACUUGGAAUACAACUUAUUGUCAAAGAAAAUGCAGAGGAUCUGUACUUCAACAUUCCACCAGCAAAGACUGUAGCUUCAGGGAAGUGUGGAAAUAUUGCCUCCUGGAUUAUCCUAAAAUUUAAUUUGGGAUUUGUAAACUUCACCUUCAUGAAGGAUGGAAAACAUUAUUACAUCAGUGAAAUAAGUGUUGAUCUGAAUACCAUGAAAAACCUGGAAAAGUCCUAUUCAGGUACUAUGAAGAAUGUAAAGUUGUUCCAGACUACACUUGGGCAUUCGUACAAGUGCAAAAGCAGGCAGAUUGUGGAUAUUUCACCCAAUUCAUUAUGGAUUCUUCUUGUUGAUACUCAACUCCAAGCAUUUGACGUUACUGGUGGAAACUUUGGUGAAGUGGAGGAAUGCUUCUUGGAUUAUAGAAUUAUUGUGCCCAUCUGCUUUGGAGUGUCUCUUUUUGUGUUGAUCAUCAUAAUAAUCAUCAUGUACUUGUAUUAUCGACGUCAAAGAUUUGCAGGCUAUCAGCGGAUCUGAGAAAAGAAAUUGGAUGUAGUUGAAAGAUGCUGACCACCCUCUUCACUUAGUUUUCACUUGUCAUUAUUGUUGAAGAUGCACAUCUCAGCUGAACCAAAUUCUCUUGAUUUCCUGUCUAUUCAACUUACACAGAUUGAUCUUGUUUUAAAUAUGCAUAUCGACAUACUGGUGGAGGAUUAGUUUACCACUGAGUCAUUAUAGUUCCAUAUGGUAUUAUUGCUUUUAUGUCUGUUAUACCAGAAUUAUUGAAUGUGGUGUAGUGUAGCAUUUAUUUAAAAGAAGCUUAGCAAUUCUCAUUUUGAAACAUAUAUUUUGUAGGCAAGUGCAUUUUGACUAUAUUCUUUGAUUUUUUUUUAAUUUAAAUCUGAAAACAAAAUAGAAUAAAGGGAUUCUAUUCUGUAAA